Molecule: messenger RNA, 1594 nt
Organism: Ipomoea triloba (trilobed morning glory)
Lineage: Eukaryota; Viridiplantae; Streptophyta; Magnoliopsida; Solanales; Convolvulaceae
Exons: 2
Coding region: 20-1540 (506 amino acids)
Source: RefSeq, a predicted model, not a curated record
ACAGGCAUAAGCUGAGAACAUGGUGCGAAAGAAUCAGGACGAGAAGAAACUAAAACUUAACCAACCGAUUUUGUCAGUAAGACGAUCGGGGAAAGAUGACAAACGAAAGAUUGAUGAUUCUUCUUCCCUUCAUAGUGUUCCUCAGGCUGCUCUUUACAGAUCAGAAUCGAAGCUGGAUCCCGUGAGGAGUCCGGGAGUUGUGCCGUUUGUCUGGGAAGAGAGCCCGGGAAAGCCAAAGGAUGGAGCGAAACUGCAAAAUGAUACCACAGGGAGGCCUCGUGUUGUUCCAAGGCUUCCCCAUGGGAGAAUAAUGGCUAAAACUAACCAGCAAUGCUUUGAUAGUGAGAUAUCUGAGGAUGAAGCAUAUGCAGAGAGUUCCAAAUCUAAGGUGUUCUUUGUAGAUUGUAAAUCAGGGAGUUUUAAGGGCUCAGAUGAACCGGAUAGAACAAGUUCAGAAACUCGGGAUUUCAUGAUUGGUCUGUUUCUGCCAGGGGCUAAGACGAUGGCUUCAGAAACGCCUAUAUAUGUUCCCGGGAAGCAAUCAGUGGUUCACGAGCUGCCAAGACCGAGAAAGAAUGUGGCCAAGGCUGAUAGGCCUCCUCGGUUGCAGCUAGAGCCGAGUGGUGGAUGGCAUUGUUACCAAUCCCAUGAUUGUGAAGACGACGAGCACAAACAUGAAACAUUAUUCCCUGCUAAAGCCUGUGGAGUAGUCCCGAGAUUAUGUGUGAGAAGCUCGAUCUUCAUCCUGAAUCCUGUGCCUGCAAUGAGUGUAAAAACUCGGGUGCACACCUCUCCCGGGAGCAGAAUGCAGAGAUACUCGUUUGCUCGUUCGUGCACCGGACUAAACGAUGAGAUUAUCUUUUCACAGCGCCCAAUGUCUGGUUUAACGAAGCAGAAAUCAGUGGCUAAUGCCCAUAGCGAACUGCCUCAAACACACGAAAUGAAAGCUGUCCUUCCCACACAAGGAUUGAGGGCUAAUCCCAGGCUUGAUUCACUGAGGUCAUGCAAAAAAUUCAGCAGAAAACUUCAGGAGUUACUGGCGGAUCACAGUGGCUCAAUGCGAGAAGAUUCAUGCUGUCGUGUAGAAUCUCCAGUUCGGGGAUCUGAUUCUCCUGUGACAAAGAUGAAACCACAACAUAAACCCAUCCUAGAUUUUUCUUUCAGAGACAAAACAAAGCCUUUUGUUCAAGAAACUGUGGAGUUUGAUCUGUUAACUUCUGACUAUGAAUUCAGUGCUAAAUCAGGAAGGAAAGCUGAUAAGCGUUACGAGCUCACAAUCACCGCUCUUGAUUCUGAUAGCGAAGAAGAAGAUGAAAGGUCCAUAAAGCAGGAAGCUUUAACUAGAAAGUUAAAACAAUCACAGGAAAUGAUGCAUUUGGAGGUUCCAGAAUCUCCACCUUUGCCCAAUACUCCAUCAGAUUCAUGGCUUUUCAGGACCUUGCCUUCAUUGUCCAUUAAAACUUCACCUUUAAGGCCAUGCCUGUCAGAAAAUCCAAGGGACCCAAGUUCUGAGGUGCAAUCUGGUGAUCCCCAUUGUUAAACAUUUAGUCAUUUACUAUGUUGUUGGAACAAACAAUACAUGCAUUUCUCUUAC